This is a messenger RNA of Sipha flava (yellow sugarcane aphid), 1150 nucleotides long. RefSeq names its product ubiquitin-conjugating enzyme E2 S. The transcript has 5 exons. Lineage: Eukaryota; Metazoa; Arthropoda; Insecta; Hemiptera; Aphididae. The record is from RefSeq and is a predicted model, not a curated record. The coding region runs from base 484 to 1095 and encodes 203 amino acids.
CGUGACACGCGAGUCGUUACGGGGGCAGCUAUGUGAAUUCCGAUGACGCUUCCCGUUGCCCACCGAUAUUUCUCGGAAACGGACGGCCAACCGAUAAACCGUUACGUUUCGAAAUCAAGAUAUCCAACGUUCCAUUGGCCCUCUCCCUGGCGGUGGGGGGUGAAUCGUUAAAAUGGCUACCUUUGUCCGUGCUUGUGUCGAGCAGUCGAGCCUUCUUAUUAUUAUUGUUGAUUCAUGACAUAAUACCUAACCACUGAUAGUCUUAUACCGUUGUACUAUGUUAUUACGAUAUUCGUAUUUUGAAUCCCUAUCGCGAUUCGAAAUCGUGUAAACGUACGCAACAGUAUCUCAACCAGUCAAAAUCAACAAUAUCCGCGUGCAGUAUAGAAUUUUUUUCAUCGCUUUUAUUACCGAGUGACUUUUAUUACCUAACAAACACCAUCAAUUUAGCUUCCCAAUUCCCGUUCGAUAAACCACCAAAAUAUGAGUUCCAUUUCAAAUGUCGAAAACCUAUCGCCGCAAACCAUCCGCAGGAUAGUUCGGGAACAAGAAGAAUUAAUUAAAGACCCACCAGAGGGUAUACGAAUUGUCAUAAACGAAUCCGAUGUCACCAAUAUACAAGCGUUUAUUGAUGGUCCUGCUGGAACGCCAUACGCUAGUGGUCGUUUCAACGUGAAAUUAGUAUUAGGCAAAGAUUUUCCACAUACACCACCUAAAGCAUAUUUCCUUACCAAAAUUUUCCAUCCAAAUGUUGCUAGCAGUGGUGAAAUAUGUGUUAACACUUUGAAAAAAGAUUGGAAACCAGAUUUAGGAAUAAAACAUAUUCUUCUUACAAUAAAAUGUUUAUUAAUUGUACCAAAUGCUGAAUCCGCUCUAAAUGAAGAAGCCGGCAAACUUUUAUUAGAAGAAUAUGACCAAUAUUUCCAAAGAGCACAAAUGAUUACUGAAAUUCAUGCACAGGUACCAAAGAGUAUGAAAAUAGGGAGAGAAGAUAAUUCAAGUGAUGGUCCAUUAGCAAAAAAACAUGCUGGUAGCAAAUCAUUAGACAAAAAGAAGAUUUCCAAAGAUAAAAAGAAAACGUUAAAAAGACUUUAGAGUGUACAUUAUUGUAUUUAUAUGUGUAUUAUAUUAUAGUUUAUAUCCGGCGAAA